Molecule: messenger RNA, 1053 nt
Organism: Cuscuta campestris
Lineage: Eukaryota; Viridiplantae; Streptophyta; Magnoliopsida; Solanales; Convolvulaceae
Source: the annotation of a GenBank genome assembly
AUCACGCCUUGAAAUUAAUUAAAGGGGUAAUGGAGUCAACAAAGUGGUUCGUUCCUCUUUUGUUUGUUUGUUCUUCGAAACACAAUCCUUAGCUUGCAACUUGCAAAGGAGAGUAUCAAAACGGGCCACGAGGCAAUUGAAUUUCACAACACCUAUGUGGUUGCAAAGUUAUCAUAUUAUCCUCCCCUAGCUAACUCCUGUCCCCAUCCAACUAACUAUAUUCAUCGCCCAAAUAACAUCAUCUUCAAGUUCCACCUCCACAAAAUUAAGCCACCCAAGACUAGCUAGCUGAGCUAGGACAGGGGGCCGGGGAUCACCGGAGGGCGGCGCCCGGCGGUAUGGGAAUCGUGGAGGAAGCCCACAACGUGAGGGUUCUGGGCUCGGGGGAGCGGGCCGUGGUCCUAGCCCACGGGUUCGGGACGGACCAGUCCGUGUGGAAGCACCUGAUACCGCACCUGGUGGAGGAGUAUAAGGUGGUCGUGUUCGACAACAUGGGCGCCGGGACCACCAACCCGGACUACUUUGACUUCGACCGCUACGCGACCCUCGAGGGCUACGCCUACGACGUGAUCGCGAUACUUGAGGAGCUCCGGGUGCCGUCGUGCGUCUACGUCGGCCACUCCGUCUCCGCCAUGAUCGGCGCCAUCGCCUCCGUCGCCCGCCCUGACCUUUUUACCAAAAUCGUAGCCAUUUCUGCCUCUCCCAGAUCAAGAUGCAGGAGUGAGUGCUAGAAGGUCUAUGACAAUGAAGAUGGGUGUAAAGGCAAUAAAUAAAGUAAGAAAAAGUGCGAGAAGAUCCAAGGUGCAAAAACGAAUAAGAUCAAAACUUGGAUACAAAGCACAUCAAAGAGAAAUAUAAUUUCCAAUUUACAACUAUUUAUAUUUUGUUAGAACAUUUUGUAUUGAUCAGAAUGCUACUAUGCGUUUGAAUGAUUUUGCAUUUUAAAGCAAAAAAUAAUAAAAAGAAUAAAAAAUAGUAAUUUUUUUGUAAAUUUCCCUUCAGAAAUCAACCAAAAAUAGAAGUAAAAAAUAUUAAAAAAUAAGAGUCACAUGU